Messenger RNA from Cercopithifilaria johnstoni, 852 nucleotides. The record is from the annotation of a GenBank genome assembly. Lineage: Eukaryota; Metazoa; Nematoda; Chromadorea; Rhabditida; Onchocercidae.
AUGAAUGAUGGAACGAAAAAUGGUCAAACGGAUAACUGCCAUCAACUGAAUGGAAACUGUUGGGAUUCAAAUUUGGAAAUUGAUUACACUCGACAAAGCAAAGGAAGAUAUUUCAGCCUAGAUGUUGGCGAUGUUACAUUUUAUGUUGAUCCUACUGAAAUGUCUAAGAAAUCGCUCUAUUUCGAGCUUCUUACAACCAGUCAUCAUUUUAUGGAAGGAAUUAACGGUUGCAGUCGUUUACACGAUAGGAGUGAGGAAAUUGCAUGCAUGUUACACUCUAUAUGCCCUACAGUUUACAAUAUAUAUCCACGAAUUAUUCGGGUGCAAUCGAUUCCAGCACUUGCUCGUUUAGCUGAUAAAUACGAUUUGAAAAAUUUGCAACAUUGUUGUGAGUAUUUUGCGCUGAGAGCAAAUUUCCAAAAAUAUGGAAAUAAUGAUUUGGUUAAAUUACUUCAAACAGCAAUUAUGUAUAAUUAUGACUUAAAACUUCGAGAAAAUCUCAUUAAUGAGUUAAUGAAUCGCUCAGAAUUUCUUAACAAUUCAAUGAACAAUGAAAUGACGAAGGAAAUUUGCAGUAUCAUUGUAAAGCAUAGUUUAAAACAUAAUCUCACGAAUAUAUUCGGAGGUAUAUGUUAUAGCUGUGGAUUACAGAGAUCUUUUAAUUAUUCAGGUGCUGGAAACUGCUGCUGUAUGUGGAAAUGUGAACGGUGUAAAUCAGUGUAUUGUUUGAAAUGUAAAUUGGUACCAUGCAUGGUAGAAGUAGAAGAGCAUCUAAGAAAGACGUUUGAGAAGUAUGAAAUGGAACAAUUGAGAAAAGAAAUUGAAUCUGAGAUGACUGCAAAAAGAAGCUAA